Fopius arisanus is the source of this 2110-nucleotide messenger RNA. RefSeq lists its product as uncharacterized. NCBI's taxonomy places the organism in Eukaryota, Metazoa, Arthropoda, Insecta, Hymenoptera, Braconidae. The transcript has 3 exons. The record is from RefSeq and is a predicted model, not a curated record. Bases 52 to 1074 code for a protein of 340 amino acids.
AUAGAAUAUUAGUGUUCCAUUAAGACAGGCGUUAAAGAAAUCCAAUAUGCAAUGGCUAACAAUGACACAAAAUCCACCAAAGUUCGAGCCCAAAAUUUCACUCAAGAUGAAAAGAUGUCUCUUGUCACUAUCAUCCAGAAGUUUGGUGAAAUAAUUGAAUGCAAACAAACCCAUUCUACAUCAAAAGGAGAUAAAGAUAAAGCCUGGAACAGUGUUCACGAAGAAUAUAAUGUCAAUGCAGAUCGCCUCCGUACUCUUGACAUGUUGAAAAAUUGUUGGAACAAUUUAAAGAAAAAGGGAGGUGGCAUCAAAAAUUUCAAAUCCGACCGGCUCAUGGAGAAAAUAUUAAAGGUAAUUGGGCGUCAGGUAGAGCCCCCCAAAAAUCCCUAUGAUUCAGAUGCUCUAUUCAUUGUGGGUGACGAUGAUGAUGGACUGGAGGAUCCAAUUGAAGGGAAUCAGGCUAUUCAUAGAUAUCUUCGAGACUCCGGGCAACUUCCAGACUGGUCAAAAAUGUCUGUGAAGAACCUGAAAAAACCUGUGAAAAUACUGAAGCCUAACGAUACAACUGGACUGAAGCAAGACAUUAAGAAAGCAGAUUUUGUUGAUGAUAAAAAAGGUAUUGUUGAUAUUAAUGAGGAUACAGACUUUGUGCAGCUACAUGAAUUUGUCGUCCUAAAGAAGGUGGCGGAAAACUCUGCUCCCUGGAAGGUGACACGCAUUACUUCUCUUAACUAUAGUGCAGUUAUUGAAACCAUUACUAAUUUUUUAAAUUUUGUUUGGGAUGAAUCGGAGCUCCAGCUGGAAAAAAGGAUCGACAUGCAAAAUCAGUUUCGCUCUUCUCCAAACAUUCUCGAUGCACCGCAUGAUGGAAUCAACUUUCAACACGAAACCGUGAGCUGUUCUGAAGAGAACAAAAUUAACAUUGACAUCAAAAGAACUAAACUCCAUAAAGAACGCCUGAAACUCAAGAGAUUGGAUCUCAAAAAUGAUUUGCUACAGCUGCAAUUGGAGAAGAAAAGAUUGAAAUGGGAGGAUUUGAAGAAUAAUUUGGAAAGAACAACAAAGGGGGAAUGAACAAAUCAAUGAGUAAAACCAAAUAAGAAUUGCUGAACGUAAGAUUUUCGUAUUAAGUAUUAAAGAAAAGUUCUGGUUUUUCAUGUUACAGAAAAAUAGAUGUAUCUAGAUGUUAGCCUUUGUGCGGAGAAGUUACUAUGAAGAUUAUUAAAAUGGAAGUAUUAAUAAUCGAAAUUUCUUUGUAAUGAAAAAUAACAGGGAUUGAAAGGUGCCAAGUACAAAAUAUUCUUGAGCUGUGACUUAUAUGAUUAUUACUUCCGAUGAGAGUUGUCUGACUUGAACUAACUGUAAAGUAAUGAGUCCUAAAAAUAUGGAGAAGUGAUUAUUAUGAUUUGUUAUUGUUCAGGUAGUUUUUAUGGAUGAGUACCAAUGUGUAAUCCAUGCAUUACUAUUUAUUUUUAUUUAUAUACAAAGAGCACGUUGAAAACCCACUGAAACCAUUCCUAAACGUCUUUUCGAAGGAAGUUCUUGUUCUUUUUUCUAGGAAGUUCAAUACACUUAACAUAACUAUUUCGUAGUCAAGGCUUUACUGAUGUUGAACAUUAGUAAUACAAAAAUUCAAUUGUUUGCUUAUAGUUAUAAGGUGAUCGUUAGUCGUUCGCAAUUCUGUACGGAAGAGAUUUCGUAUGUUAUCGUAGACAUUACAAUAUCAAUGUAAAGAGUAAGAUAGUGAUAAAAUUUAGUUUCCGACAUAAAAAUGCAGAAGUUAAUGUAUAUUGCGAGGGGUAAUUUUUCAUGAGCUGUGGCUAAAAAUAAGGGAAGAAUAGUAUAAGAUUUAGAAUCGCGGGUUUCCGUCCCUAGAGGCAUAAAAGAUUUUGUAUGUUCCCUCAGUCGUACGUUAUGCAUUAUGGACUCCCAAAUACUUACUAUUUAAUUACAGUUACGAGAUGAAAGUACCUUCAUUCCAGGACGUGUGAUAAUCUAAUGUUGAUUGAAAUGUUAAGCUGUUCAUGAAGUGUUCAAUAUAAUAUUUAAAUACAGCCAGUUAAUACGCAAUGGAGGAUAGUGUUCUGCAUCUAACAUUAUGAAAACUUCU